AGAGGUUUUCUUGGGCUGAGUCUCAGCCCUGGCUAGAGAGAGUGAUGAAUGGUGGUUCUGGUGGGGCGGGGGAGAUCCCAAGCUUUGGUUUCUUCGUCAUUGUGAGGGCUCUGCUGCCUUAACACUGAUUCCUUGGGUGCCAGAGAGCUACACCCAUAAUCUUUGUCUCGGAAGACUGACCAUCAACUCUCCUAAGGAGGUUGUCUGAUGGAUUGAUUCAGAAAGGAAGAAGGCUGGUUAUUAAUAGAAGGGGAAAGAGGGAGAUGCCUCACCACUAUCCUCAGGAUUUCAAAUAUUGAGAAGAAAGAACAUCAGGAGCUAAAUGUUCUAUUUAAACCAGUAGUUGCUGCUCAGAAAAUACAUUAAUAUGCAGACCCUAAGUCAGUGGUUUAUAUGUUCUUCAUGCAAGAGCAAUGCACUAAAGGAGAGAAGUAAGCUGUGUUGAUCAGUGACUGGUGAAGACAGAAAGUUGAAACCGAUUUGCAGAUGAUAUACAACUUCUAAGCAUGAUAGACAAGAGUUCUUGAAUUCGGCCCCCCCCCACCAAAGAUGAAAAACACUAGAUUUAAUAUUUAAAAAACCUUCAUUAUGAGUGGAUGAACCUAUAAGAAAAUAAGGGAAACUUUUUGUGGCUUGAAACAGAAGAAGUACAUCCUGUGAGCAUUCUGUAUUGGAAGAAGAGAUUUCUAUAGAUGAAAAAGAUGCCUUUGUUUAGUAAAUCACACAAAAGUCCAGCAGAAAUCGUGAAAACUCUGAAAGACAAUUUGGCCAUUUUGGAAAAGCAAGACAAAAAAACAGACAAGGCUUCUGAGGAAGUGUCGAAAUCACUGCAAGCAAUGAAAGAAAUUCUGUGUGGUACAAAUGACAAGGAGCCUCCCACAGAAGCCGUGGCUCAGCUCGCACAAGAGCUCUAUAACAGUGGCCUGCUGGUGACAUUGAUUGCUGACCUACAGCUGAUAGACUUUGAGGGAAAAAAAGAUGUGACCCAGAUAUUUAACAACAUCCUGAGAAGACAGAUAGGCACUCGGAGUCCUACUGUGGAGUAUAUUAGUGCUCAUCCUCAUAUCCUGUUUAUGCUCCUCAAAGGAUAUGAAGCCCCACAGAUCGCCUUACGUUGUGGGAUUAUGCUGAGAGAAUGUAUCCGACAUGAACCACUUGCCAAAAUCAUCCUCUUUUCUAAUCAGUUCCGAGAUUUCUUUAAGUAUGUGGAGUUGUCAACAUUUGAUAUUGCUUCAGAUGCCUUUGCUACUUUUAAGGAUUUACUAACGAGACAUAAAGUGUUGGUUGCAGACUUCUUAGAACAAAAUUAUGACACUAUUUUUGAAGACUAUGAGAAAUUGCUUCAGUCUGAGAAUUAUGUGACUAAGAGACAAUCUUUAAAGCUGCUAGGUGAACUGAUCCUGGACCGACACAACUUUGCCAUUAUGACAAAGUACAUCAGCAAGCCGGAGAACCUCAAACUGAUGAUGAACCUCCUUCGAGAUAAAAGUCCCAACAUUCAGUUUGAAGCCUUCCAUGUCUUUAAGGUGUUCGUGGCCAGUCCUCACAAAACACAGCCUAUCGUGGAGAUUCUAUUAAAAAAUCAACCCAAACUCAUUGAGUUUCUGAGCAGCUUCCAAAAGGAAAGGACGGACGAUGAGCAGUUCACGGAUGAGAAGAACUACCUGAUUAAACAGAUCCGGGACUUGAAGAAAACCACCCCUUGAGGGGCUCACCCACCCUCCUGCCACAGUCACCGUGUCAUUUGUUUGUACAGAAAAUGUCAUUUGAAAAAGUCAUUGUUCUUGGGAAGGUUUUGGAGGUGCCUGUUUUUUCUCAAUUCAUUGUUCAGGGUAGAUGGAAUAUAAACAUUUGAAUGAAAAAUGAUUAACCUAGAAUAAUGUAUUCAUUUGAAUCAAGUCUGGGAUGAUUUAUGUCAAAUCAGAGCCAUUGUAUUAGAUGUUGAUAAACACAGUUUUAACCCUUUGUUGGCAAAAGGCAGCAGGGUCAUGGGCUUGCAGAUCUGAGCCCUGGGUCAGCACAGGCUACCGAGUAGAAGCCCAAAGCACGGGCAUCCCUGAGCCCUCAAAAUUAAGUUCUCAGAGGAGAACUGGCCGUGGGGGCGAGAGGCGCAAAACCAUCCCGCCUAUCUGCACUUGGACACUCAGUUUUGUCAAGGCGCUGAGAGAGCUAGUGAAGUAAGGUCCACGUUUUCAGUCGUCCUUGUUCCCUGCCUGUGUGCUCGGACUGUAGCUAACUUGCUAGGGAAGCACAGCCCUCCUCUCCCUCACUGUCCAAGCCCUGUCGCAGUGGCUCUCCUCAGCACCCGACUUCCUGGGGCACCCCCUGCAACCUCCAGCCUGGUUAGCGGUUAGUGGGGGACCAGCCUAGCAAAGGGAGGAUGCAUCAGCAGGAGUCACAGGGACUUGGGGACCCGUGGGUAGGACCUGCUCACAGAUGGUGAGGCCGGGGGCACUGCUGUUUCACACAGGCUCCUGGAGGGUUAGGGAAUGUUUGGAAUAAUUCGACUGUUCCUCAUUGUCAUUAUGGGAAAAAUUUUUUGUGGUGAAAGUUGUUUUAGAGUAGGAAUCACGCACUGGGAUGCCUGGCAUGUACAAAACUGUGGGUCUAGAGGGUAAGACCCGCUUCUAUAAAGAAGGGAACUUGCCAUUGGAAGGGCAAAUGAGUAAAUGUGUGCAAAAAACUCUUAAAUGACCAAAAGUUAUCUUUUUUUAUCUUUAUAAUUAUUUUCUAAUUAGCUGCCACUCUGAUUUCCCAUCAAAGUUUUCGGCAACAAGGUAGAAACCCUACAAAAUUUUGGUCUCAAAUAUUCUGUUGCAUACCCGUAUGAUUAAGGGACUUAAUUUGUGUUCUUUUAAAAAAAAAAAGGCAUGGGCCAACAACAAAAAAGGUUAUGGUUUGUUUUUAGACCUCAAGUGUGUGGAAUGAAAUCUUAAAGCUAUAUUUGCAAGACAUUAGGGGUAUAAUGAUUAAUGUGUAUUUUUCGUAUCUUUCUAAAUCGUGAGGGGUCACCUUCCAUCAGGACCCACACUUCAUACGACACCGUGUGCCGUGUUCUUCAGUGGGCAUUUCUCCACCAGAGAGGGAAGGAUGCCUCUCCAGGGAUCCUCCUCUGGGCUCCGUGCCCUCUGUCGCUUUUGUAUGUGAAGGAUUACCUGGCAGGGGUCCACCCUUCUUGGCAGGGGCGCAGGUCCAUGUGGUUCUGGGCCCAGCGUGGAGUCCUGAGGCCAACGGAGAGGGGCCUGUGGGACCUCUCACAGCAGCUCUGGCCAGUGCCGGCGCGGACGGCCACCCCCACCCGGCGGCGCAUUCGAGGACCUUCGUUCUUUAGCUGACUGAAGUCAGCUUAUUUUUAUAACAUUCCCGGACAGUCCAGGCUCUCCUAGAAUUUGACUUUUCUGAUUUUGCUUAUUUGAUUCAAAGAGAGGACUGUAAACAUUCAAAAAGAGAGAGAGAAGCCCUAUAAUCAUUGGAAAUUUAUUUGGCUGCUAAUACUGUUCUGCAACAUCUUAGGACACAUGUUUCCAUUUGGAAAGCAAUGCCUUGUUGUAAUUCUUUUUUGAUAAAUAAAAUGUUUUAUUUCCUCUGGGCGUGAA
Prionailurus viverrinus (fishing cat) is the source of this 3596-nucleotide messenger RNA. RefSeq names its product calcium binding protein 39 like (gene CAB39L). NCBI's taxonomy places the organism in Eukaryota, Metazoa, Chordata, Mammalia, Carnivora, Felidae. The transcript has 12 exons. Gene Ontology annotation, biological process: intracellular signal transduction. Gene Ontology annotation, molecular function: protein serine/threonine kinase activator activity. The coding region runs from base 693 to 1706 and encodes 337 amino acids. The record is from RefSeq and is a predicted model, not a curated record.